Molecule: messenger RNA, 4168 nt
Organism: Myotis brandtii (Brandt's bat)
Lineage: Eukaryota; Metazoa; Chordata; Mammalia; Chiroptera; Vespertilionidae
Gene: EMC1
Product: ER membrane protein complex subunit 1
Exons: 24
Biological process (GO): protein folding in endoplasmic reticulum
Cellular component (GO): EMC complex
Molecular function (GO): protein binding
Source: RefSeq, a predicted model, not a curated record
UGCUGGCUGUGGGCUGCCCUGCUUAUCCCUGCGGCUGCAGUCUACGAAGACCAAGUGGGCAAGUUUGAUUGGAGACAGCAGUAUAUUGGGAAGCUCAAAUUUGCCUCCUUGGAAUUUUCCCCGGGAUCCAAAAAGUUGGUUGUGGCCACAGAGAAGAACGUGAUUGCAGCCUUAAAUUCCCGGACUGGGGAGAUCUUGUGGCGCCAUGUUGACAAGGGCACGGCGGAAGGGGCAGUGGACGCCAUGCUGCUGUACGGACAGGAUGCAGUCACUGUGUCCAAUGGUGGGCGGAUCAUGCGUUCCUGGGAGACUAACAUCGGGGGCCUGAAUUGGGAGAUUACCUUGGACAGUGGCAGUUUCCAGGCACUUGGGCUGGUAGGCCUGCAGGAGUCAGUGCGGUACGUUGCGGUCCUGAAGAAGACCACUCUUGCCCUCCAUCACCUCUCCAGUGGGCACCUAAAGUGGGUGGAACAUCUCCCAGAAAGUGACAGCAUCCAUUACCAGAUGGUGUAUUCCUACGGCUCUGGGGUGGUGUGGGCCCUCGGCAUUGUUCCCUUCAGCCAUGUGAACAUUGUCAAGUUUAAUGUGGAAGAUGGAGAGAUUGUGCAGCAGGUCAGGGUUUCAACUCCCUGGCUGCAGAGCCUCACCGGAGCCUGCGGUGUGGUGGACGAGGCUGUCCUGGUGUGCCCUGACCCGAGCUCACGGUCCCUCCAAACCUUGGCCCUGGAGACGGAGUGGGAGCUGAGGCAGAUCCCACUGCAGUCUCUCGACUUAGAAUAUGCAAGUGGAUUCCAGCCCCGGGUCCUGUCCACACAGCCCAACCCAGUGGAUCCUUCUCGGGCCCAGUUCUUCCUGCAGUUGUCCCCAAGCCACUAUGCUCUCCUGCACUACCAUCACGGGGUCCUGAGUCUGCUCAAAAACCUCCCACAGACUGCCCUAGUGAGCUUCGCCACCACCGGGGAGAAGACAGUGGCUGCAGUCAUGACCUGUCGGAAUGAAGUGCAGAAAUCUAGCAGUUCUGAAGAUGGGUCACUGGGGAGCUUUUCGGAGAAGUCUAGUCCGCAGGACACGCUGGCUUGCUUCAACCAGACCUACACCAUCAACCUCUACUUAGUGGAGACAGGUCGGCGGCUGCUCGACACCACAAUCACCUUUAGCCUGGAACAGAACGGCACUCGGCCGGAGCGGCUGUACAUCCAGGUGUUCUUGAAGAAGGACGACUCCGUGGGCUACCGGGCCUUGGUGCAGACAGAGGACCAUCUGCUCCUUUUCCUGCAGCAGCUGGCAGGGAAGGCGGUGCUGUGGAGCCGGGAGGAGUCUCUGGCAGAAGUGGUGUGCCUGGAGAUGGUGGACCUCCCCCUGACUGGGGCGCAGGCUGAGCUGGAAGGAGAAUUUGGCAAGAAGGCAGCGAUUCAAGACGGCUUGCUGGGGAUGUUCCUGAAACGCCUCUCGUCCCAGCUCAUCCUGCUGCAGGCGUGGACCUCCCACCUCUGGAAAAUGUUUUAUGAUGCUCGGAAGCCCCGAAGUCAGAUUAAGAAUGAGAUCAGCAUUGACACCCUGGCCAGAGAUGAGUUCAACCUCCAGAAGAUGGUGGUGACAGUGACAGCCUCAGGCAAGCUUUUUGGCAUUGAGAGCAGCUCUGGCACCAUCCUGUGGAAACAAUAUCUCCCCAAUGUCAAGCCAGACUCCUCCUUUAAACUGAUGGUGCAGAGAACCACUGCUCACUUCCCCCACCCCCCACAGUGCACCCUCCUGGUAAAGGACAAGGAGACAGGAAUGAGUUCUCUCUAUGUCUUCAAUCCCAUUUUUGGGAAGUGGAGUCAGGUGGCUCCCCCAGUGCUGAAGCGCCCCAUCUUGCAGUCUUUGCUUCUGCCCAUCAUGGAUCAAGACUAUGCCAAGGUGCUGCUGUUGAUAGACGAUGAGUACAAGGUCACAGCUUUCCCAGCCACUCGGAAUGUCUUGCGACAGCUUCAUGAGCUAGCCCCUUCCAUCUUCUUCUACUUGGUGGAUGCAGAACAGGGACGGCUGUGUGGAUAUCGACUUCGGAAGGAUCUCACCACUGAGCUGAGUUGGGAGCUGACCAUUCCCCCAGAAGUACAGCAUAUCGUCAAGGUGAAGGGGAAGCGCAGCAGCGAGCACGUUCAUUCCCAGGGCCGUGUGAUGGGGGACCGCAGCGUGCUCUACAAGAGCCUGAACCCCAACCUGCUGGCCGUGGUGACCGAGAGCACAGACGUACACCACGAGCGCACCUUCAUCGGCAUCUUCCUCGUGGACGGUGUCACUGGGCGCAUCGUCCACUCCUCCGUGCAGAGGAAGGCCAAGGGCCCCGUCCACAUCGUGCACUCAGAGAACUGGGUGGUGUACCAGUACUGGAAUACCAAGGCCCGGCGCAACGAGUUGACCGUGCUGGAGCUCUACGAGGGCACUGAGCAAUACAAUGCCACCGCCUUCAGCUCCCUGGACCGUCCUCAGCUGCCCCAGGUCCUCCAGCAGUCCUACAUCUUCCCCUCCUCCAUCAGUGCCAUGGAAGCCACCAUCACAGAGCGGGGCAUCACCAGCCGACACCUGCUUAUUGGACUACCUUCCGGAGCCAUUCUUUCCCUCCCUAAGGCCUUGCUGGAUCCCCGCCGUCCGGAGAUCCCAACAGAACAAAGCAGAGAGGAGAACCUAAUCCCGUAUUCUCCAGAUGUACAGAUACACGCAGAGCGAUUCAUCAACUAUAACCAGACAGUUUCUCGAAUGCGCGGUAUUUACACUGCUCCCUCAGGCCUGGAGUCCACUUGUUUGGUUGUGGCCUAUGGCCUGGACAUUUACCAAACUCGAGUCUACCCGUCCAAACAGUUUGAUGUCCUGAAGGAUGACUAUGACUAUGUGUUAAUCAGCAGUGUCCUCUUUGGCCUGGUGUUUGCCACCAUGAUCACGAAGAGACUGGCACAGGUGAAACUCUUGAAUCGUGCCUGGCGGUAAAGACCCAAGAUCUGCCCGAGCGUGGAGAGCCGAGGGAGAGUCAGCAAAGCUCCAGCUGCAGUUUGACAGGGUGAUGGAGGAUGUGUGGGCGCUCAUCUUAGCUAAGAGUUGUGGGGGAGAAGGUGGACUCUCAUGGAGACUCCUUUUGGGAUAUGUCUGGUGCCAUCGGUGGAUGGAGGUUGAACUCUCUCUCAGCUGAGAAUCUCAAAGCAUCUUGAUGGAUUUUCCCCUGAAGUCCAAAGGCCAUUGCCCUAUUUCCUCUUUGUCCAUCUAUGAAAGUUCUGUGUGUUUUUUAUAAGAGCUCCCAACAGAGUUUUCUCUUUUAUGAGGCCUGUUCAAAUGGAUUUUGGUUUGCCGCCUGUUUCCCAGGUUAAAUUAGAAAUCUUUCUGUGUCCCUGCUUCUGGCUUGGGUGGGAAGGGAACUCUUACUGACCACUCCACCUUUACUGUUUACAUUGGGAGGAAGAAGAUCCGUCCUUCGCUAAAGUUUGAGCACUGAUCCACCCUCUCGUGGCUUCUCUGCACAAUAACUCCCGGUUGAGAAACCUAUAUUUGGUAUCAAUCUUAUUUGAAUGAAGCCUCUAGUUUCAUGUUCUCAUUCAGGUUGGGCCACGUAGUCUUUCAGUUUAUUAAAAGCCAAGUGUGUAAAUAGCAUCUUGGUUUGUGGAUCACUGCCCAGGUCUUUCACCUAAGGCAUGUGCAGGCUGAGGCCUUUUAAUACUACUGAAUCGUCUGAACCUUGAAGAGAUUUCAGGGGAGGGAGGAGCUAACCCGCCUGUUUGCAGUACCUCAUGAUCUCUCAUUUCACCCACAGCCUGGUCUCGCCAUCUGAUAACCUUGUUAGAGAAAGUCAUCCUGUUUAAGAACCUCAUUAUUUAUUUUUAGUUUUAUAUAAAUUGACCUGUGUGGGUCACUAGAUUGCUCUUAAAAUGAGAUUUCAAAUCUUACGGAUCUUUAAGGAAUGGAGAAAAAAAGGGCAGAGGUAGGAAAUUGGCAUUUUGUGGGUGAGGCAUUGUCGAUUGGCUGGGCUGUUGUCUCUGCUGCAAAAGAAAGAUGUCCUAAAAAUGUUCCCUUGUUCCCGGACUUAGGGAAUAAUGCGGCUUUUCUUUAUUGUGAAGAAUGAAAUGUACAGAGUAGACCUCUAGCCCUGUGGGGGGAGAGGUACAUUCAAGCGACUGAAUAAAGUGAGUGACAAACGGCA